AUAAAAACAUAUGGUCCUAUAUUGGGAAAGUCAUUAUGUUUUAGUCUUAUUUAGCUAAUUAAAUUUCUCUUGUGCAAAUUGGAUGUACAUGCAGAUGGAUAGAGUUGAUGCCAGGGGAAGAUAGCUGACGAUGAUGACAAGCAGCACCGGUGGAACCGGCAAUGUCAAAGGUGGCGCCGCCGCCGCUCAAUCAUCGUCGUCGACGAUGAAAGGUGGCAAUAACAGUAACAAUCCGCGGAGUGAUAGCAUGGAGAGCUCAAGUGCGGCGGCGGCGGCGGCUUUGAAGCCCCACACGGGCGGAGACGGUCGAUGGGACGCCAUCAACCUGGCGUCUUCAAAAGCCACCGCAACAGGCGGCCUGGGGCUCAACAACUUCCGGCUGCUGAAGAGGCUCGGCUACGGUGACAUCGGAAGUGUCUACCUCGUCGAGCUCCGGCGGACCAACACCUUCUUCGCCAUGAAAGUCAUGGACAAAGGGUCCCUGGCCAGCCGGAACAAAUUGAUCCGGGCCCAAACCGAGAGGGAGAUUCUGGGCCUCCUUGACCACCCUUUUUUGCCCACUUUAUAUUCCUACUUUGAGACCGAGAAAUUUUACUGCCUUGUCAUGGAGUUCUGCAGCGGCGGCAACCUCCACACCCUCCGGCAGAAGCAGCCCAACAAGCACUUCUCCGAGGAGGCUUCCCGGUUCUACGCCUCCGAGGUGCUUCUCGCCCUCGAGUACCUCCACAUGCUUGGAAUUGUGUACCGGGACCUCAAGCCGGAGAAUGUGCUCGUGAGAGACGAGGGCCACAUCAUGCUCUCUGACUUCGACCUCUCCCUGCGGUGCUCGGUCAACCCCACGCUCGUCAAGUCGUCGUCCGUGCACGGUGGUGCCGUUGGCAAUGCACCGCCCCAGGGGGGUGGGGGGAUCCUGGACGACGAGAUGCAGGGGUGCAUCCAGCCGUCCACGUUCUUCCCCCGCAACAUCCUCCCCACGAGCAGCAAGAAGAACAGCAAGUCCAAGUCGGACUUCGGGCUCCUUGUUGGUGGGGCCUUACCAGAGCUGAUGGCAGAGCCGACAAACGUAAGGUCAAUGUCGUUCGUCGGGACCCACGAGUACUUAGCCCCAGAGAUCAUUCGGGGAGAGGGACACGGAAGCGCCGUGGACUGGUGGACGUUCGGAAUAUUCCUCUACGAGCUUCUACAUGGGACAACACCUUUCAAGGGGGCGGGAAACCGGGCCACCCUCUUCAAUGUGGUGGGGCAGCCCUUAAGAUUCCCUGAAAGUCCACAGGUUAGCACUGUGGCGAGGGAUCUUAUUAGGGGAUUGCUCGUGAAGGAACCACAAAAGCGGAUUGCGUACAAGCGAGGUGCCACAGAGAUCAAACAACAUCCCUUCUUUGAAGGGGUGAAUUGGGCACUAGUGAGGAGUGCCUUACCUCCAUACGUACCAGAACCCAUUGACUUUUCUCAAUUUGCUACAAACAACAACAACAACAAAAAAGUGGGUGAAAUUGGAAUGUUAGAUGAUGCUGCUUCUGCUAUUGUAGAUAACAACUCCUCCUCCUCUUCGUAUAUUGAUUUUGAAUACUUUUAAGUUUAUGUUUUUACGUUUGUUGUUUGUAUUGAAUUAAUUGAAUGAGAGAUUGGAUUAACUAUUUUGAUGAACAUUUAUAAUAGCUGUUAAGAAAAAUUCUUUGCCAAAUUCAAUAGGAGGCAAAUGUCUGAUCAAUUCAGAUAAGAGGUCUUAACCAUUCAGACUCUGUAUAAUACUUAACCAUUCAGAGGCAAAUCUCUUAACCAUUCAGACAUCUGAACCAUUAAGAGGCUGAAACAAACAGUCUGAACCAUU
This is a messenger RNA of Cuscuta campestris, 1831 nucleotides long. The record is from the annotation of a GenBank genome assembly. NCBI's taxonomy places the organism in Eukaryota, Viridiplantae, Streptophyta, Magnoliopsida, Solanales, Convolvulaceae.